Molecule: messenger RNA, 1878 nt
Organism: Telopea speciosissima
Lineage: Eukaryota; Viridiplantae; Streptophyta; Magnoliopsida; Proteales; Proteaceae
Exons: 4
Coding region: 1-1878 (625 amino acids)
Molecular function (GO): RNA-DNA hybrid ribonuclease activity; nucleic acid binding
Source: RefSeq, a predicted model, not a curated record
AUGGAAGUAUAUGUAGAUGAUAUGUUGGUGAAAAGUCUAAAGGCGAAUGACCAUAUUAGAGAUCUUGAUGAGGCAUUUCAAGUCCUAAGGAAAAGUAAAAUGAGGUUAAACCCAGCCAAAUGCGCUUUCAGUGUCACCUCAGGGAAAUUCCUUGGCUUUAUGGUCUCAAAAAGAGGAAUAGAAGUGAAUCUUACAAAGAUUAAAGCCAUACUGGAGAUGCGCCCACCUGAAAGAGUUAAGGAACUACAAGAACUCACCGGGAGGAUAGCGGCUCUGGGAAGAUUUAUCUUAACCUCCAGAGAUCGUUGCUUACCUUUUUUCAAAGCUUUGAAGAACCAAGCACGAGAGAGGGAAGUUAAAGGGACCAUGCUCACCUUCGAGUGGACGGAGGAAUGUCAGACCGUGUUUACGAAAUUGAAAAGGUACUUGGCACGACCACCCCUCCUGACCAAACCUGAACCUGGAGACACAUUACAGUUGUACUUGGCAGUUACCACAAUAGCGUUGGUGGCAUGGUCAGUAGAGUUAGGUGAAUUUGACAUCCAGUGCAAGCCCCGAAAUGCCAUUAAAGCUCAAGCCCUAGCAGAUUUUGUUGUGGAAUGCACACUACCCGAAGAAGAAGCUCCCCCACGUGAGGAGCCUGAGGAAUUGACAGAGCAGUGGACGCUAUUCGUGGACGGUUCAUCUAACGUGGAUGGUUGCGAUGCAGGACUGAUAUUAACAAGCCCUAGAGGGUUCUUAGUACAAUAUGCGCUAAGGUUUGAAUUCCAAACCACCAACAAUGGGGCGGAAUAUGAGGCACUAAUUGCCAGAUUGAAAUUGGCACAAAGUUUGAUGGUAAGAAAUAUUGCUGUACACAGUGACUCACAGCUGAUAGUCAACCAGGUCAAGGGGGAAUAUGAGGCAAAGGAACCGUGCAUGGCACAAUACCUAAGUAGAGUACAUGACCUGAUUACUAAGUUCAGCCACUUCGAGAUACUCCUAGUGCCCCGAGCACAAAACGUGUCAGCAGAUGCCCUUUUGAGGCUGGCCACCUCAGAUUUUCAAGACUUAGGUAGAACCAUCUACAUAGAUGUCCUCGAUACUCCGAGCAUAGAGCAGCCAGAAGAGAUAUUACCAAUCGAGAUGGAACCCUAUUGGAUGGAUCCUAUAGUGAACUAUCUCCAAAAGGGUACAUUGCCCGCCGAUAGGGAGGAAGCAAAGAAAGUAAGAAUGAGGGCAGCACGGUAUACAAUGAUAGGAGGAAUACUCUAUAAAAAGGCGUUCGCUAUGCCUUACUUGAAAUGUCUACGACCAACUAAGGCGGAGUAUGUUCUGCGAGAGAUACAUGAGGGCAUUUGUGGACAACACUUGGGGGGCAUGGCACUCACUCACAAAGUCAUCAGACAAGGAUAUUUUUGGCCCUAUCUUCGCAAAGAAGCGAUGAGUUUUGUCUGCAAAUGCCUGAUAUGUGAAAAAUUUAUGCCUGUCACUCGCCAACCUGCACCUGGGGGAAGACAAUUUGUAGUUGUGGCUGUGGACUAUUUCACCAAAUGGGUGGAGGUAGAAGCUUUGGCUGUGAUUUCUGUGGCAAAGCUAAGGAAGACCUCAAUUGCCCACCCCCAAUCCAAUGGACUAGCAAAGACGAUGAAUAAAAUUCUACUAUAUGGAAUUAAGAAGAAGCUAGAAACAACCAAGGGAUUGUGGGUAGAAGAAUUGCCUAACAUUUUAUGGGCAUAUAGAACAACAACGAGGCUGGCAACAGGGGAAACACCCUUCAUGUUGGCAUAUGGAACAGAGGCAAUAAUUCCUGUGGAGAUAGGAGAAACAUCCAUGAGGGUGCAAUUCUACAAUCCAGAAGUUAAUGAUGAAGAAUUAAGGAUAAACCUGAAUCUAUAA